GGCGGUAGGUGUAGGGAAGGGAAGGCAUGGUGUGUGUGUGUGUGUGUGGUUGGGGGAGGUGGGGGGCUUGUCGAACAUGGUCACCGAGCGCGACGACGGGCUGCAGGGGACAGCCCGUAGGCGAUGACGAGAGGGCGAUGGCGGUGACGACGACGACAACAAUGGCGACGACUGCAACGAUGUGCCGGAUUGCUAGAGCAACAUAGGACAGCACAUGUGCUUCUCCAUGCUGUUCGCUGCCAUGGCUGUCUCUGCUGUCGUCGGUCGUGGCUGCGUAGCAGUGCGUCGGACGCUGUCACGUGCGAGUCGAUGACUCAGAGCGGCGUGACGGCAGCACAGGGCAGGGCAGGGUGUUGACUCACACAUUGCUGGUUCACGUUGAUGAGGGGGAUGGUGACAGGGCAUCGCGCUGAGGCAUGGAUGCAGCGCGGCGGACUUGCGACGGAUCAACAACUUGGUGUCGGACGCUGGCCUGCACGCGCGAUCGACCCUCCUGGUCCCUACCACAGAGCCCAGGCCCAGUGCUAGCGCAGGCGUGGCUGACGCAGGCGCGGGCGUAGGCUUUGCUGUACCGCAGGCAGCAGCGCCGGCGACGCUUGUCCCGCGCAUGGUUGGGGGCGGCGCCGAUUCUGGUCCUGACGACGAGAAGCUUGACGAUGAUGGCGGCAAUGGCGCAAAGAAGAUCUCGCUGGCAGGAGCAUCAGGCUCGUCGGUUCUCGACUCGCUGGCGGCGCUGAAUGCGCGGCUAGCCUCGAUCAACCGCUCCAACGCGGCGCUAACCAACUCGAUGACGUCGGCUGCGGCGGUGGCGUCGUCCAGCGCACGCGCAACGCAGCGGGCGCGGGCUCAGACUGUGCUCGAGGCCGAGCUCGACGACGAGAGCCGCUCCGACUCGUCCGGACUCGAUGAUUUUGAGUCUGGGCUUGUCGACGCAUCAGUGCGUGCCGGCCCGCGACUGGGCGGCCCGUCGUCGGUCGGUGUGGUCAAGUCCAACGUCCAGCGGCGGAUGGCAGCGGCGCAGAAUGACAUGUUUGGGUUGUAG
This is a messenger RNA of Thecamonas trahens ATCC 50062, 1042 nucleotides long. RefSeq lists its product as hypothetical. NCBI's taxonomy places the organism in Eukaryota, Apusomonadida, Apusomonadidae. The transcript has a single exon. The record is from RefSeq and is a predicted model, not a curated record. Bases 608 to 1042 code for a protein of 144 amino acids.